AUGCUCAGUGAUGGCUCUGUGGUGAAGACUGAAGAGGAGAAAGAGGUGUUGGUGUUGGCAGAGCCAGGUUUUCUGAAGCGCCUCUUUUCCCUAACCCAGUUUGCCUCGCUUCCGAGUUUUGCCAAUGCCCCGUCAGCCAGUCAGCCUGACCUGAACCAAGUGUUGCUUUUGGCCGGUCUGGAGGUUUCCUCCACCAAAACCUACAGCCUGGCUAUCGGGCUGGCUGCCUACAGACGGUGUAACCGGCAGCAGGGCAGGCAGCAGGCACCGAGCCCUGGCAAGCAGAGUCCCGGCUCCCAGCCUAGCCCAGAGCUAUCUGUGACACAAGAGGAGGGACUGGAGGCGCCGGUGGUGCUGCAGCUGUGGGGUAACAUCGAAGUGCUGUUCCUAGACACAAGGCAGGAAUUCGGCCAGCACGUCUCUGUGCUGACACAGGGAAGAGCGAAACGCCCGUACGAUGGAGGAGGACAGGUGUGGAAGAGAGAAAUCCCACAGUUUAACAGAGUCAGUCCUGCAGCAGCAGCGGCUAUAGUGGAAGCAUGUCCCUCCCCAUGCCUUCUGUCACAGGCCUACAAAGAAUGCAGCACAGAUGAUGAGAAACGACUCCUGAUGAGGGACAUCCCAGUGAAAUCAGACAUCGCAGGCUUAUCCCACCGCAUCUACCUCUUCAUGGUAUCCACCGACCCCAACCUUGUCCUGGACCUGAGCACGUAGAGGGACUGGGGGCCGUGUCGGUCAGCCCCCUUGUUUU
Messenger RNA from Tyto alba (common barn owl), 751 nucleotides. RefSeq names its product essential meiotic structure-specific endonuclease subunit 2 (gene EME2). NCBI's taxonomy places the organism in Eukaryota, Metazoa, Chordata, Aves, Strigiformes, Tytonidae. The record is from RefSeq and is a predicted model, not a curated record. Gene Ontology annotation, biological process: double-strand break repair; mitotic intra-S DNA damage checkpoint signaling; resolution of meiotic recombination intermediates. Gene Ontology annotation, cellular component: nucleus; Holliday junction resolvase complex.